AGCGCCGCCCGGGGCGCGGCCGAGGGGCCGGCCGGGCCGGGGCGCGGGGCGCGGGGCGCGGCCGGGCCCCGCUGGCCAGGCCAGCACCUCGGCCGCCUCCCCGCGUCGCCGGCGUCCAUGCAGCGCGCCCCGUGAGCGGAGACGCCGGCGAGCGGCGGGGCAUGAGCCAGGAGCCCGGGCCCAGGUGAGAGCAAGUGGGGAAGAUGUCCAGCCCCGGCGUCGACGGUGACCCCAAGCCCCCGUGCUUGCCUCGCAACGGCCUGGUGAAGCUGCCCGGCCAGCCCAAUGGCAUGGGAACGGCUAGUAUCACCAAGGGCACGCCGGCCGCCAAGAACCGGCCCUGCCAGCCACCGCCCCCACCCACCCUCCCCCCACCCAAUCUGGCUGUCCCAUUGCCCCGGGCCGCUCUGGUGGGGGGCCUCCCCCUUGGAGGAGCAGCCUCAGCACCCACCUCUGGGCCCCUGCCAGAGCGGCCGCCACUGGCCACGGAUGAGAAGAUUCUCAACGGCCUCUUCUGGUACUUCUCGGCCUGUGAGAAGUGUGUGCUGGCCCAGGUGUGCAAGGCCUGGCGUCGCGUGCUCUACCAGCCUAAGUUCUGGGCGGGCCUCACACCUGUGCUGCAUGCCAAGGAGCUCUACAAUGUGCUGCCGGGAGGGGAGAAGGAGUUCGUCAGCCUGCAGGGCUUCGCGGCGCGUGGCUUCGAGGGCUUCUGCCUGGUGGGUGUCUCAGACCUGGACAUCUGUGAGUUCAUCGAUAACUACGCCCUCUCCAAGAAGGGUGUCAAGGCCAUGAGUCUUAAGCGCUCCACCAUCACGGAUGCCGGCUUGGAGGUGAUGCUCGAGCAGAUGCAGGGUGUGGUGCGCCUGGAGCUCUCGGGCUGCAACGACUUCACUGAGGCAGGACUGUGGUCCAGCCUGAGUGCGCGCAUCACCUCGCUGAGUGUCAGCGACUGCAUCAAUGUGGCCGAUGACGCCAUCGCGGCCAUCUCCCAGCUGCUGCCCAACCUAGCCGAGCUCAGCCUGCAGGCUUACCACGUGACGGACACGGCUCUGGCCUACUUCACAGCGCGCCAGGGCCACAGUACGCACACGCUGCGCUUGCUUUCGUGCUGGGAGAUCACCAACCACGGCGUGGUCAACGUGGUGCACAGCCUGCCCAAUCUCACUGCGCUCAGCCUGUCGGGCUGCUCCAAGGUCACCGACGAUGGUGUCGAGCUGGUGGCCGAGAACCUGCGCAAGUUGCGCAGCCUCGACCUCUCGUGGUGCCCACGUAUCACCGACAUGGCGCUCGAGUACGUGGCCUGUGACCUGCACCGUCUGGAGGAGCUGGUGCUGGACAGGUGUGUACGCAUCACGGACACUGGCCUCAGCUACUUGUCCACCAUGUCGUCCCUCCGCAGCCUCUACCUGCGAUGGUGCUGCCAGGUGCAGGACUUCGGGCUCAAGCACCUCCUGGCCAUGAGAAGUUUGCGCCUCUUGUCUCUGGCAGGCUGCCCGCUGCUGACCACCACCGGACUCUCGGGCCUGGUGCAGCUGCAGGAGCUGGAGGAGCUGGAGCUGACCAACUGUCCCGGCGCCACGCCCGAGCUGUUCAAGUAUUUCUCGCAGCACCUGCCCCACUGCCUCGUCAUCGAGUAGCGUGGGGACUCGGCCCCGCCGCAGGAACGCCCCUUUGCUCCGCGCGGGGUCGCCGGGCGCCGCGGAGCCCCUCCCCCGGCCCCGCGCCCGGGCAGGAAGGCGGCGGGCGGCGCCCGCCCACGCACGCACGCACUCUCGGGGACUUUGUGCAUGCCCCUCGUGCCCGCACUGCACGCCCGCCCCCACCCGCCACCGCCGCCGCCAUCUCUCGCCGCCAGCUGCGGGGCCCGCGGCACCCUGACCGCCUUUCCUGCACACCCUGUCGCCUCCCGCUGCCCCCCCCCAUCCGGGCAGGGCCCAGGGGGAUGGAGGGGGCCGGGCCCCCAGAACACAGGGAGCCGGAGGAAGAGCCUUCACGGGCUUCCCGCAUCGUCCACUGCGCGGGCGCCGGGAGCCCUCGGAGGGGCGCGAGGGAAGCGGCCCACCGCCAAAGCCAUGACCUACCAGGAGACCCAGCCCCACCCUCACCGUCCCCACCCCAUGCCAGCCAGACCCAAGGGGCCCCCUGUUCCUGGCCGCCCUGUCUCCACCCGCUGGGCCCGGCCUCGCUAUGACAGUUGAGGGGAAGAGGGCUGCCGGUGGCUUGGCAUGACGCACAGUUGCCCAGCCAGACCCUUGGUGGCACCGCCACACUGGGGAACCGCAUUGGCGCAACCCUCACCUGAGAGCAGUGUUGUGGGACCUGCAGUCAGCAGGGCCCGGCUGCUGGAAGUGUCACCCACCACAUUUGGGGCGGGAUGAGCAGUGACCCCACCAUAGUGGCCAGGGCCCCAGCACGCAGAGGAGGCAGGGCUCUUUCUAGCUGCCCCCACCACUCCCCUUCCACCCCCCGCUUCCCGAACCUCUGCCAGUCUGUCCAGUCCCGAAGCCCUUGGAAGUCCUGGGGGAUGCGGGCACAUCUUGGCAGCUGGCUGAGGAAGGGGCUGGGGCCCCUCUCCACCCCAGCCUUGAGCCCCAGGAGAUUCAGCACUCACACCCAAUCUUGGGACACUUCCCCACCCCACCCCUGGUUGGAAGAGAGGAACCAAUUUCCAGAGAGCCUGAGAAUGAGAGGGAGAGAGAGAGAGAGAGAGAAAGAGCGAGCGAACGAGAGCGAGAUGCUGUUGAGGCAGAAGCAGUUCAACAGCCCAAAGAUUUCCCUGCCGAGGAGCGAGGGUCAGAGGCUCUGGGGCAGGGCAGUCAGGAGGGGUCUCCGGCCGCCUCCUCACACUCCCUGCUGGGAAGCGGCAGCUGACCGUUUGUCCAAAGUAUUAAUGCAACUGAAGCUGUGAUAUUUCCAACGACUGUAGGAGGAAAAUUAAGGGGAGAGGAGGAAACAAACCCAACCAACCCCUGACAUCAUUUUCUUAUUGUACAUAACGACCUCAUUCUCCUGUAUAUGCGGAAGAUAUAACCUUAUAUUUGGUAAGUGUUUCUUGUGCUAUUUUAUCACGUGACCCGUUUAUAAAAAUAUAUAUUAAAAAAAUUGUAAAAACA
Sorex araneus (European shrew) is the source of this 3113-nucleotide messenger RNA. RefSeq names its product F-box and leucine rich repeat protein 16 (gene FBXL16). The record is from RefSeq and is a predicted model, not a curated record. Bases 204 to 1637 code for a protein of 477 amino acids. Gene Ontology annotation, biological process: SCF-dependent proteasomal ubiquitin-dependent protein catabolic process. The transcript is spliced from 6 exons. Gene Ontology annotation, cellular component: SCF ubiquitin ligase complex. Gene Ontology annotation, molecular function: protein binding. Lineage: Eukaryota; Metazoa; Chordata; Mammalia; Eulipotyphla; Soricidae.